AUGCUAAUCAGGAUCGACCCAAAGAAGCGCGAGCUAGAAUGGAUCGUCAACGAAACCCACACAAUCCUCAGCGACAUCCGCCACGGCCUGCAAGACUGCUACGCCCUCCUCGCGCCAAUCGACCCGGGCAGCACCCUCGUCAUGUCCACGCAGCGUAACGAGCGCGUCAAAGGCACAGUAACCCGGGUCGGCACAAGGAUAGUAAAAGGCGUACGUCCCAUCCUCCUCCCCUCCAAAACCCCUCUCCCCUCAACUGACAACCGAAUCCUCUCGUCGCAGGCCAUCAACCUCCAGCUCAAAACCCUCCCAUCCCAAACCAUCGCCCUCGACCCGUCACACCCGAUCCACAUCGCCGCCCUCGAGACGAUCCACACCCACCUCACCGAAUGCCUCGACCUCCUCUCCCUGACCUCCACCCCGCAACCCUCCUCGAACCCCUCCCAGCUCGCCGCCCAACUGCGCAUCCUCUCCGCCUCCCUCACCGAGUCCUCCGCCCUCCUCCGCGGCCCGCCCCUCAACACCCCCGACCUCGCCUGGCAGUCCGACUCCUGCCCGCCCAUCCACUUCGCUCCGCCCCUCGGGCCCAACAUAUCUGUCCACUUCUCCCUGCAGGAGUCGUCCCUCGUGCUCUGGCUGCGCGCCCUCGAGCCCGUCGACGCGCCGCCGAGCUUCGGCACGAAGCUUGGGCUGGCGCUUGGUACGGUCAGAAGGCUGGAGCACGACGAGAUGGACCGCCCGUUCCGGUUUACGUAUAGCAGCGUCACGGACGGCGGGGAGAAGCAUAAACACGGCAGGGCGCAUCCCAGGAGCGGGGAGAGCAGUGUCAGUGGCCUGGGUACACCGUCGAGUAGCGGGGAGCCGAAUGAGGUCUAUGUGAGGGAGAAGAUGAGGGUCGAGAGCUUGCCUGAUCCGAACUUGAUGAGUUUGUCGGUUAAGCUGGUUGCGUUGGGGCACACUUUGGCGGGCGCGAGGAGGAAUCUUGCUGCAGUAAUGGGAGAGGAGGUCGACGAGUGA
Messenger RNA from Colletotrichum gloeosporioides, 1014 nucleotides. RefSeq lists its product as uncharacterized. The coding region runs from base 1 to 1014 and encodes 337 amino acids. NCBI's taxonomy places the organism in Eukaryota, Fungi, Ascomycota, Sordariomycetes, Glomerellales, Glomerellaceae. Gene Ontology annotation, cellular component: RAVE complex. The record is from RefSeq and is a predicted model, not a curated record. The transcript has a single exon.